CCGGGUACUGUCGGCAUCCGUUCCGAGUUUCUCACCUUCGCAUGCACAGUUUCUGAAUCUUGUCUCCUCCUCUUCCCACAAACCCACCAUGUCCGAAAAGACUAGGGAGACAGAUGUCUUUUACGAUUUGAGAAAGGCCUCAUUCCCAGCCGACCUUAAUGCGGUCCGGACGCUAUUCACCGAAUACACAUCAACGCUCGGAAUCGACCUUUCAUAUCAGAAUUAUCAGGACGAGCUUGCGAAUCUCCCGGGAAAAUACGAUGCCUCUAGCAGUGGGACUAUUAUCCUCUGCUUCAUGAGCCCCACGUCGAAUUGCAUGUCUGAAUGUAUUGUCGGAUGCGCUGCCGUUCGUGCAUUCCCAAGCCGGCCAAGUGCAUGCGAAUUGAAACGAUUCUAUCUGGUGCCCGAAGCCCGAGGAUGCGGCUUGGGGCGGAAGCUGCUGGAGCAAGUGGUUACAGACGCAAAAGCCCUAGGAUAUAAAGAAAUUCUCCUCGACACAUUGGCACAUAUGGGCGCGGCGAGAGGCAUGUAUAGGAGCUUUGGGUUCGAAGAAGUGGAGAAGUACUACGAUACCCCGAUUGAGGGGACGAUUUUUAUGAAGCUGGACUUGGAAGACAAGUCGGAACUGAUCGAAUCAAACAAAAAUUUGGUCGCCUGAAUGACUGAUGAAAAGGAAAAUUGAAGGUCAAAACCAGUUGACGUUGUGGUUUACUUAAUGUGAUGCUUUCAAUUGACAGCAACCGGAAUAGCGCCGAAUGCUCCCUCACGGUCGAUGACGUAGAUCAGAAGGCAGGUCCCAGUGCAACUCUCGUGAUAAAUUUGAUGCCAUAGCGACGAUGCUAUGAAAAUCUUGACAAAUA
Aaosphaeria arxii CBS 175.79 is the source of this 860-nucleotide messenger RNA. Its product is annotated as acyl-CoA N-acyltransferase. The transcript has a single exon. Gene Ontology annotation, molecular function: acyltransferase activity, transferring groups other than amino-acyl groups. The record is from RefSeq and is a predicted model, not a curated record. The coding region runs from base 89 to 658 and encodes 189 amino acids. Lineage: Eukaryota; Fungi; Ascomycota; Dothideomycetes; Pleosporales.